This is a messenger RNA of Cyclopterus lumpus (lumpfish), 2274 nucleotides long. Its product is annotated as ras-related protein Rab-14-like. Lineage: Eukaryota; Metazoa; Chordata; Actinopteri; Perciformes; Cyclopteridae. The transcript has 8 exons. Gene Ontology annotation, biological process: phagosome maturation; endocytic recycling; defense response to bacterium. The record is from RefSeq and is a predicted model, not a curated record. Gene Ontology annotation, cellular component: recycling endosome; trans-Golgi network; Golgi apparatus. Gene Ontology annotation, molecular function: GTPase activity; GTP binding. Bases 138 to 785 code for a protein of 215 amino acids.
UUAUCGCAGCAGAAGAAGAAUCACGGAAGAGGGGAAAGGCUUCCUGACGGCUAACCAGCUAACACCGAUAACUACCUGUCUGCUCACCCGUUUAACCAGGUUCACCGGUUAGAUAGAACCCGGACUGAAGCAUCAAGAUGACAGCGGCACCGUAUAACUACUCCUACAUCUUCAAGUACAUCAUCAUUGGUGACAUGGGAGUAGGGAAGUCUUGUCUGCUGCACCAGUUCACAGAGAAGAAAUUCAUGGCGGACUGCCCUCACACCAUCGGGGUGGAGUUCGGGACCAGGAUCAUGGAGGUCCACGGUCAGAAGGUGAAGCUGCAGAUCUGGGACACGGCCGGUCAGGAGCGCUUCAGGGCCGUGACCAGGUCUUAUUACAGAGGGGCCGCCGGGGCCCUCAUGGUGUAUGACAUCACCAGGAGAAGUACCUAUAACCACCUGAGCAGCUGGUUAACAGAUGCACGAAACCUGACCAACCCAAACACAGUGAUCAUCCUGAUCGGGAACAAAGCCGACCUGGAGGCCCAGAGAGACGUGACCUACGAGGAGGCCAAGCAGUUCGCUGAGGAGAACGGGUUGCUGUUUCUAGAGGCCAGCGCCAAGACAGGGGAGAACGUGGAGGAGGCCUUCCUGGAAGCAGCAAAGAGGAUUUACCAGAACAUCCAAGAUGGCAGCCUGGACCUGAACGCUGCCGAGUCCGGAGUCCAGCACAAGCCGUCUGCGCCGCAGGGCGGCCGCCUGAACACCGACAGCCAGCCGGCCAAAGAAGGCUGCAGCUGCUAACCGCAGACCCAGUACCCAGAGACCCCCCCACGAGUCCUCUAUGCAGAGUGCGUUAGACUGGCUUCAUUUUCCGGUCCGACCAGCUGCUGUUGAAUCCAGACCUCAGUUCAGUACCCAGAACCAGACUCAACCAUCCUACCCAUUAAAUCAGGACACCCUCCAACCAAAUCAACUAUCGAGACCGGUCUCCAAUAAACCGGUCUCUUGGAUCCAAAGCUGGGUCCAGCUCAGUCACUAAGCCCACCACCAGAUAAACCCUUUACCCCCCAAAACUGGAUCGCCUGGCGGACCUUCCAAGUCUGGAGCACUGUUGGCCCGACUCAUGUGAGGCUUGUUCAAAUUUGGGACUAACCCGGUCCCCCUUCUGAAACCCAGGAGAGAAAUACAAAUCUAAACUAGACUUCACCAAAAGGGGUCGCCUUAGUUCGUAGUCUGGAUCAGAGCCCUCUUGUAGUUCUUAGUCUAGAUCAGAGUCCUGGUCCACGUCGAGACUUCACAUCCAUGGACGAUUGACCUAAAGGUCGUCUCUAGGCCUGUCCCUAGACCCCCGCCUCUUCUGAGUCUGGACCCUGUCCACCGAAGUCCAAACACCUUGUCCCAGAAGAGAAGUAAAGACACGAGGCCCCUAUCGACUAGAUCUGAUCCCCUAAGUUCCAACUUUGGACCCCCCAAGACUGGACCCAACUCCAGUGAAGGUCGUCCAACUACCUUGAAUCUGGACUUCACUUCACCUCCAAUGCGGAUCAGCAGGCCAGACCAGAUCCAGUAGCACCUCCAUCUUAACAUGUAGAUAAAAUCUAAUCCGCUUUAGUCCAAACUCUGGAUGUCUGGCCUCAUAGUGGUCCUCGGGUCUUUAAACCCGCGUAACAGGUCCUUUACUCUGAACCUGGAGUGGCCGGAACCGGUUCCUUCUCCUUCUUCGGCUCACUUGAGUCUCUGAACAUCUCUGUGGGGGAACCGGCGGCCCUUCAGAACUUCCGUCCCGUUGCGUUUACAAAGUGGACCAGAAGGCGGGUCGACGUGGAUCGGAGGUGGUCACCUGGAAUGCAGGUUUAAGGGGAACCUCCGGCUGAUCCUUUGAGGGUCUUUCUGAAGCCAAAAUCUCUCUAUGAUCAUGUGAUUGAGCGUUUGGAAGUGGUUCACCAGGCGGGUCGGUUCUGGUCUCGAGGGUUUUGGGUCUUUCCCUAAAUCCCGUUCUCAGUCCGGACCUCUCGGUCUUUGCCGCUCCGGUCUCUUGCUCGUUCCCGUCCUCGUAGAAGUGCUCCGUUGGGUGGAGCACCAGAGCCGCACCCCCAUAAACACCUCGCAGGGUCUUCGUGGGUCCAACGUUCAGGUCUCGAUCCGAAAAACUGACGUAAAAACCAGAAAAUCUCCCCGAAUCCAACGAACAUGAAUUACAAAAUAAAAACAAUUAAAACUCGCUCUGAAACGUUCCUGAAGACACUAAGUCCACCCCCCAACACCCCCCAACAACACCCCCCAACACCCC